This is a messenger RNA of Linepithema humile (Argentine ant), 7033 nucleotides long. RefSeq names its product protein cordon-bleu. Gene Ontology annotation, molecular function: actin monomer binding. The record is from RefSeq and is a predicted model, not a curated record. NCBI's taxonomy places the organism in Eukaryota, Metazoa, Arthropoda, Insecta, Hymenoptera, Formicidae. Gene Ontology annotation, biological process: signal transduction.
UACUUGUUGGUCAGUUGCAGAACGACAGUUCGUGAGGUAGUCCAUGUAUGGAUUUUUAGUAAACGCACGUGUGCCGCGCCUUUUCACGAUAAACUUAUCACGUAAUUAUUAUUCGCAAACGCGCUACAUCAUUGCAUGACAUUCUCGUGUUGUAUAACUAUCGCGUAAUGAACAAAUAGAUAGAAGUAAAGAGGAUUAUUGCGCUUAUUCAAUGCAGUAACAUUUUUUUUUAGCCAGAGAUGUACGCGAUUGGUAAAAAACUGUUUAUCUUAUAACGUGUUUAUUACGGGAGCAGUGACAGUGACAAAACUAGAAUUUAUAGUGAAUCUGUUCUUCUUUAAAAUUUCCGAGUGGCUCACGGAUGACUGGAUAACAUGAUAGAAUAACACACAAUUUUGGAUUUUGAGGAGCAGAGAGGAGAAGUCAUCUAGAAUGGUUCUCACUGUGACUGAAAAUACUCCGGCAGACAUGUUAGCCGGAAGUAUGGAGCUUCUAGUUCAACUGCCUCACGAUCACUAUCUUCGUACGCAGAGAGUCACAGUAUUAAGGAGUACACCGAUGAUGGAUCUUCUGGUGCAAAUUGCAACGGCUCACAAAUUAACAGCUUCGAAUUAUACACUUCAAGCGAUCGGCGAACAUGGCUUGGUUUUAUCUCAUCAUCCGAAUACUCCUAUAGGAGCAUUGGACGCUCUUCAGGUUAAAUUACUCUCCAAACAGGGCAUGUGUGUGCCGCGAAAGGUGAAGCAGGCUAAUCAACCUUUCGAAACAACGUUUAGAUUGCAGGUACAUCUACCGAGAAAUCAGCUGUACGUGUCGAGAGUCAGUCCGAAGAUGAACCUUGGAGAAAUUCUGGACGAAGUAUGUCGUGAGAAGAAUCUCGACAGUAGCAAGUACGAACUUCGUCAUCCGGCCACCUUGGAGGAGACGUUGGACUUGUCAUUAUCAUUGCAGGAUUAUCAACUGCAGGAAGUGACUCUGUACGCGAAACAAAGGAGUCUGGGCCAGACAUUGAGCACGCAAGACAUAUUGGCGCUGCAAAGACAGGAAGAACGACGCCGACAACAAAGUAAACAAAGCGUGUUCGGUUUCGCGUUCAAAAAGUCCAAAGAAAGCUCUUUGAGCAUGGACAGUCUUGGGGGUCGCAGCGUGUCACCGGCCAGAAGUGAUGAGACCACAAGAAGCGCCAGUCCCCUUCAGCCGCCGACUCGGCCGCAAAGAAAGAGGAGACCAGCUCCGAAACCGCCCGCCGAUAUUGCAUCAACUGUUCGGGAUGCAUCCGGGAACAUCGGCGGCAAAGAUAAGAUGGUGAUUAAUCACAGCCGUAACAGCAGCGACAGUUCCGGUUACCAUGAGGCCUCCGUACUCAGCGACAAUCCGGAUUCUACAGCGAGACUACCGGAAACCCUACCGAGGAGAAGCAGAAUGCCGGGAAUGUCCGAUACUGCCAGGAGGUUGGCGCAGACUUCGCAGUCUAGCAAAAGUCUGGGUAAUUUGGCGGUACCCGGAGAAACACUCAAUCGAGGCAUCAGCAGCACUUGCCUCAGCUCCACCGGUCUUCGAAAGAAGAGAGCAGCUCCUCCCCCGCCAGCGUCCAGACCACUUUCGUCAGCUAUUUCCACGCAGGCCUUAGAACGUAUUGUCGACUCUGAAGAGUCGUUAACGUCCGACAUAGAUCCUUCGAAACCGCCGUCAGAUAUUGGUGCGCCGUCGAAAGCCAGUUCCGACAUUGACUGCUCUAAAAUCAAUUCUGAUAUCAGCGCGCAGUCCACGGGCCUGUUAAGUCACAAACCAAAGCCAGAAACUGUGAUGUGCGAAUCCGAUAGCAACAUUCAGCAAAAUUGUGCGAUUGAAAUGAAUGUUGAGGCGCGUUCCAAAUCAAACCCGGUUGACUGUAAACUAGCUAAAGUGGAUGCGGAAAAGAUCGCACCCGUAGAAGUUGCUUUGAAAGUAGAGCAAGCUAGAGUAGCGGCGAAGAGAGUUGGAGAACUCGCACCUCUUCCCAGACCUCGAAAAAUUAACGUGGGCAAAGUUAAUGUCAUCGAACCUCCAAAAGCACCUAAGCGUAAAACACCUUUGCUUUUAAUGCCGUCUAGAAUCUUAAAUAUAGAUUGCGCUACAAAUGGUUUAUCACAUGAACAUGUGAAUUCUAAGCAAAUCAGUGAAGCACACUGUUACACUUUAAAUGCCGAGAAUGCAAUAUCGUCAAAUGAAAAUAAUCUUGUCGCACACAUUAAGAAAGAAGAGAUGCAUUCAAAAUUGAGAAAUUAUCCUACAUCUCCUAAUAAAGAUCAAAUAAGCCAAUGUGAUGAAAUAUCAAAAAUUAUCGGUGAUACAAUUAAACAAAUAUCUUUAAAAUCAAGUCAAAAUCAUGAAAUAAGAAGUAACCUUGAAUUACAUUUUAAUUCUGUAGAACCAUCUCCUGUUAAUGCCGAAGAGGAGGUGCAUUUCGAAUCUAAAGAUAAGAUUACGAGUGAAGAUAAAUUCAAUCAAAAGGAAAGAAUAUCAGAUAUUAUUAAUGAUGUGGACAAUCAUGAAUCAUCAAGCUUGAACGAACAUUUAAGUAAUGAAGGAGACACUAAGCCACAUUCUGUCUUGACAGAGUUAGAUGUAUUAUCAACAAAAUUAUCAUUACUUGAAUCUGAUGUUAUUCUCGAAAAGAGAGAAGAUAAUAUUUUAGAACAAGAUAAUGAGAUAAAAUCGAAAAAUAUUGAUUUUCACGACAAAAAGAAAAAUUGGCGUGAUAAUUUAUUUAUGUCAUCAGAUGAUGAUUCUUUAAACGAAAAUAUUAUUAAACAAAAUCGCGUGACUGAACCAAAAAGUCAACAAUCGAAGGCGCAUUAUCGAUUCAUUAACCAAGAAUCUAGAGCGAGAGAAAUGAUUUCUUUCUGCGAGAUCGAAGAAAACGUCGAGGCAGCAAAAUACGUUCAUCUGAAAGACGCGAUGAGUAGUCUGGAAAGAGACAGAGAAACAUGCACAGUGAUUUCUACCAUACCGAAGUGCGAACAUCUCGACAUCAUAAAAGAAAACAGCGCUUCAAACAACGCUGUAAAAGGUAGCGUUACGAAAAAUAUUGUCGAAUUGUGCGAGAAGCGUCAAAAUGAUCAAAGCGAAGAAUCGAAUAAUAACGCGAAGUAUGUUAAGCGAGCAAAGGUGGUUCGGAGCCAAUCCAAGUCAGAUGACUUCGAGAUGGAUUCUUUAAAGAGACAGAGACGAUAUCUCACUUUGCCUACGGAGGACAUCGCGUACGCUUUGAACCUAAAUCUUUCCACACGAAACUCUGAUACAGCGGAAAAUAAACGGAAGCAAAUUGCUGCGGGAUAUUGCACUAAUUGCACAAGGGAUAUGGAUAUAGGUAGGAAAGAGUUGUACGGUGGAUUAGUCACAGCAGCUAACCAAGAUAACCCGUCUGAGAUCGAAAACCUGCUACAGAAAGUAUCAAACACUUUGUCGAAUGUGCUACCGAUCUCAUCAUCCCCAGUAUCGGAGCCAUCGUUGCCUCUCAAAAUGAAUCACACAACUGCAUCUGUCCAAACGAAUAAUGCCGUUGUUCUUGACGAUUCUGUAACUAAGUUAGUACUCGUUGGAAUGAAGUCGAAUGAGUUGUGUAUGGACUUUCCAAUGGGAAACACCUUAAACGCUAGCAUGCCAAAUGUGACUGGAAUGGAUUCGCAACAGGACACUUUAGACAACGUUUCGGCGAUGAACGAUAAUUUGUCGAUUAGCGAUUGGGAAUAUCAGCUUCCAGCACCACCUAGUGCAUUUCGCGAUUCAAUUUCACUUGUCUCUGAUGAUUACGACACAGUGAUGCUGGGAUCAGUGCAAGAUUUCAAGAAAUUGCCAGCAAAUACGGUUUCAGAUCAGGUUGAUGCGAGGGAUAAUAGCGAUAUGAAUAUCGAAUCGAUGAAGAAUUUAUUGAACAAUAUCGAUGAGAAUUUUGAUCAGAAAAUUUCGAGUGGGAAAAUGAGUUCCGUGUCCGAAGUGGAAAUUGAUAUUAAACGAAUAGAAAGCGAACCUGUUGUUAAGCAAACAUCUGCCGUUUCCCACAAGUCGGCUAAUUUACGAAAAGAAAUUAUUUCGGAGUUGGAAAAUAAAUUGGAGACUGGGGCGUUGGUACAGACUAUCAGUAAGGAUUUUGAUAGGAGAAAUAUAGACAGUUUAUCCGCGCCGCAGAUAGCGCCCGUGGAUAAUACUCUGUCUAAUUUCACUAUUACUACUUACACUAAACCGACAAAACUGGAUAUUUUCGAAGAAUUUAAGAACCCCAAUGAUUAUGCGACAAAUUCCGAGAAGAGGUUUAUUAAAACAUUCGCCACAUUAUCCAGAAAUAAGACCAGUGCGCCGAACAAUUGUGACAAGAAGACGACGAGUAAGUUUGAAAAGUCGGACGCGAAUAACAUCGAUUGUAAAACGGAGCCAAAGAUUCACAGUCAGGACGAGCCUUCCCACAGGUGGAGGUCCCUCAUCGCAGCCAAUGAAAAGAAUAAUAUUCAACGAUCCAAAAGUUAUAUAUCGACAUUCAGCAAUGCCAAGAAUCAAAUGGAAGUGCAGGAAAUUGGUGAAAAAAAACAUGAGCCGCGUAUUGAGUCGGAAACUACUAAUGUGAAAAAAGCCACGAGCAUCACUGAUUUAAAUGUCAAUGUACGAACAAGUAAGGAUAAAUUUUCACAAUGGAGAGACAAUGCAUUGAAAUAUCAAGAGGAGCCUACCAAAGAAAAACAGUUACAAUCGUUGCAGGUGCUGAAAAGCAUUUUACCGCAGUUAAAAAAUGCUCAACAAGCGGAGAAAAAUGUAUCCAAAGAAGACAAGAACACAUUAUCAAUAAAAAAAAUAAGAUACGAAACUGGGUCCAACGAACAUUCGAUGAAAACGAAUGUAGUUUCGACACGCGGUUCUCGAGAGUUUGAACCGGAAUGUAAACAAUUAUCAAAAAAGGAAGAUACGAAACGUUAUGUUUAUACUGGCCCACCUGCGAUCAGUCUGGGUAGCUGGUCAGAAAGACCCAGUGUCAAUGUUCAAAUAAAAAUGGAUAUCGAUUAUAAAUUAGGAAAAAGCAACACAAAUAGCAAUAAGACUGUUAAUAUUAACAUGAAAAACAAGAAGGAUGCCACGAAUUUUACCGAUAAUAUCUGCAAAAAUAUUAUUGAUCAGCAUGAAACCAAGAACGAUUUUUCUACGAAUAAAAAUCCUGAAGAGCUCACAAGGAAACUAAUUGCACAUACUACAGCGUCGGGUUUUAAGAUACCGUUAUCGAGUCGAAUCAACGUGUCCGAUUCGAAGACAAAUGAGGGAAAUCCCAUCGUAAUGGGAAUGGAAUUAAAGAAAACUUUCAUUGAGAUGCCAAAGGAAAUGCCGAGGAACAAUGAGAACGAGGUCGACACUACACCGUUGAAUUUCAAAGAAUUGACAAAGGCAUGCAGUCAGCAUGCGAGUUUUAAGCAAAAUCCUAAAUGCGACAAUAUUAACAAACACUCGGCCGACUAUUGUAGCGCACAAAUGAAGAAGAUAGAAGAAAUCACGGACUCGAAUGUCAAACAAUACAAUGACAUUAAACUCCCGCAGGCAUCCAAUCAGAGCGACUUUUCGUUCAAGAAUCAGCUCUCAUUGCACGAUAUUGUACAGAGCUCACGGGCAAAAAAAUUUACAUCUAUCGUGGGUAUAAACGGAACGAGCCAGAAUCUUGAGCUGCAAAGUGAAAUGUCACUUAGAGGUAACGCCAAUAACACAUUGAAAAUUAAUCCACCAAUGCCGGUCGUGAAAGGGUUUAAGAUAUCUACCACUAAUUACAAUACAACAAAUAAUCGAGAAAAUCAUAACGGAUUAUCGUCUAUCGAUAGUUUCAAUAACGAUCCGCAAUUGCCUAAACCUCCAACUAUGCCAGUGAUAACGGGGGUAACACUGAAGAGUGCUACCGUAAGACUUAAAUCGAUGCCGAUCCAAUUAGACUCUAGAAAUAUGUUGUUGGAAUCUAUCAGGAACUUCGGUGGUCGUGAAAAGCUAAAAAGUGCUGCAGAAAGAUAUUAAUUGGACAGCCUCUAUAAAAACAUAAGCACACUUAAUUAAAGCGCAAUGAAGAAAUUGCUCGAGACUUCAAGAUUUAUGAAUUUUUUUUGUUCUUUCAUUAAAUUUUAAUUUACAUAAUUUGUUUUCAAGUUGUCAAAUGUGAGAAUUAUAUUCUGAAAAGCUUUUCGCAAACAAUAUGUACAAAUUAUUUGAAAAAUUUAUAUUUAAUCCUAAUAUUCUACUAAUAAUAAGAAAUAAGAUGUUCUUUAUAGUAACUGAUAUUAUAAAUUGUUAGAAUUUUAUUUACGUAUAACUUCAUAUAUAGUUAUGGACAAAAAGAUUGUGCGGCAAUUAAAACUCCGUUGCGAGACGAUGGAAAUGUACAUAGUGUACGACAUUUGUUUGAUCGUUGAAAAGAAAAUACGGGAAAUGUUUAUUUUAUUUACUUAAAUAAUUAUCAAUAUUGCUCAUUAAUUAAUUAGGAAGGAAAGAGAUAAAUAAUUCUUUUUACUUCGGUAGUUUUAUUUUAGGUUUGGUGUAGUAUAUACUAAUAAAAGAAAAAAGAUAAGAAAAAGGUAAUGAAAGCAAUACCAAAGUUAGUCGUGGAUGGAUCGAUAUCGGUAUUAGAUUUAAUACUGAAUACUAACACAUCCGAAUUUUCGCGAUUAACUAUAAGUUUCUAUCAAUGGGACCAAAGGUGUAUCUUAUUUUACAUAUCGUACAACGAAUUUAGAGUUAUAAGAUGCUAAAUACUGUGCUAAAUACGAGAUAGUGUUUUGAAUUUGGUUAACUGAAUUCUAUCGAAACGAUCAGAUGUUAUACGUUAUAAAUUUAUUUACAAUUAUUUCGAAAGAAAUUGUUAUUUAAGAUGUUGUGCAAUUUAUUUUUCUGUGUAACAUCAUAUCGAUAUAAUAAAUGUAUUAUGGCAUAUAUGUCUAAAUACAAAUUAGUUUUUGUUGGCAUAUCUAUGGACUAUUUAUGUUUUAAUUCCUUAUAGCAUAAUUAUUUUUAUUCUUCAAACAAGCUAAAACUC